Molecule: messenger RNA, 1113 nt
Organism: Nymphaea colorata (pocket water lily)
Lineage: Eukaryota; Viridiplantae; Streptophyta; Magnoliopsida; Nymphaeales; Nymphaeaceae
Product: nitronate monooxygenase-like
Exons: 6
Molecular function (GO): nitronate monooxygenase activity
Source: RefSeq, a predicted model, not a curated record
AUGGCCGUGACCUUCGGAUCGAUCCUCGGGUUCGACAAUGGCAUCAUGGUGGCUCUCAUGGGUGUCGAUGUCGCUGGAAGCGCCCUUGUUGCUGCCGUAGCCAAUGCUGGAGGAAUUGGCAUCUUGGCCAGUCGACUGAAUAGCUAAGACGUGACCGUGAAAUUGAUCACGGCGACCAAGAAGCUGACGACCAAGCCCUUUGGAGCUGGUAUUCUCUUGGAGUUCGAUAACACGAAGAGCAUUCAGGAAAUCUUCGAUGAGAAACUUGCGUGCCUGCAAGUCUUAUGGGGUGACUUCCCAAAGGAGAUGGUGGACGAGGCCCACAAAGCGGGAGUGAAAGUUUUGCACCAGGUUGGAUCGAUAAAGGAUGCAGAGAAGGCUAUUGCUGCAGGUGUUGACUGCAUUACAGCUCAGGGAGUUGAAGCCGGAGGGCACAUCAUUGGAACAGUGGGCUUGAUAGCUUUGCUGCCGAGAGUUGUGGAUCUCGUCGGCGACAGGGACGUUACAGUGGUGGCUGCAGGUUCCAUCGCCGAUGCCCGUGGAUACAUUGCUUCCCUCGCACUUGGUGCCAAGGGUAUCUGUAUGGGCACAAGGUUUGUUGCAACGAAGGAGGCAUACGCUCAUGACUUCUACAAGCAUCAGCUGCUGCAAUACGCAGAAGCAGACACCGACCGCACGCACCUCUACAAACGAGCUACAUGGAGAGCCUACGUUCGCUGCCUCAACACCCCCUUCCACAACCAGUGGAGGAACGCUCCCGAGUCCGUCGAGAACGACGACUCCCAACCCAUCAUCGGCUACUCCAUAAUAAACGGCGAGAAAGCUGUUCUUCGAAGAUUCAACGGGAACACGCCGAACCCAACCACAGCGGGAGAGCUAGAGAACAUGGUGUACUAUGCAGGCCAAGGUGUUGGUCUGAUCACGGAGAUUCUCUCGGCCGCAGAUGUCAUCUCCACCUUUGUUGAGGAUGCGAAGAAAAUCAUCAAGGACUUGAACGAUAAAUACGUUGUAGCCACCACUUAUUGAUUACUUCACCGAUUGAGUGCUAAUAAAUGUGGGUCACCAUUUUCACUUAGAGACGAUCAGGACUCGUGUAUGUCUGAACAAAUUAAA